Seminavis robusta is the source of this 306-nucleotide messenger RNA. Lineage: Eukaryota; Bacillariophyta; Bacillariophyceae; Naviculales; Naviculaceae. The record is from the annotation of a GenBank genome assembly.
AUGAGCAACCAGGAAAGCAGCAACGGGCGUGUAUACACUGAAGAAGAGUUGUCAGCGGAAUUGAACAAAAUGAUCACGAAAGUUUUCACCGAGAACCAGCUUCCCAGCUACUCCAGCAUGCCGAAAGUGGUGCAAGAUCACCUGGCGGAAGACUUGUUUGAGUUGAAGGAAGAAGUGUUGGAGUACGUGAUGAGAAUGUCGGAGUUUGGUACCAUUCGUCCCGAAGAUAUCCAGCGGAUGUUUCGGGUGCUCGGGAACAAGAGGAGGAACAAGAGGGUCUACAAGAGGAAGAGCAAGAGGAACUAA